Molecule: messenger RNA, 2303 nt
Organism: Oncorhynchus tshawytscha (Chinook salmon)
Lineage: Eukaryota; Metazoa; Chordata; Actinopteri; Salmoniformes; Salmonidae
Exons: 3
Coding region: 1320-1955 (211 amino acids)
Biological process (GO): sterol biosynthetic process
Cellular component (GO): endoplasmic reticulum
Molecular function (GO): sterol 24-C-methyltransferase activity
Source: RefSeq, a predicted model, not a curated record
UAAUUCUAGUAUUUGUAUUCAUUUCAUAACUGUCAAUGACAUACUUUUAUUUUGAAGGCUUACCGAUCGGUCAACAAGUUUAUUUGACACUUAAAAUAUUCUACAAUUAUGUAAGUGAGUGCAUGCAUCAGGGGAGUGUCGAUGGGAUCUCACCCAGAUAUCUCUCUGGACGCAUAUGGUAGCAGGAUGAAAACUGAGAUCCGGAUUGGAUGCAUAGAGAAACUGUCCCAUUAUAAAGUAGUUCCUAGCUCCAGAUAUGACAUUAUGGAGAUGCGUAUCUGGAGCAUGUCUACUCCUUAUAUCUAAUAAAAUGUCAGGUAUUCGGAUAUAUAUCCUCUGAUAUAUAACCUUUUGGCUCAGUGGAUUCAAACCAGGAUUUGGUUCUAUAAGGUAGUUCGGUCUUCUCUGCUCUGCUACAAGAGGGAUUGACAUUGAACAGAUCCCCUCAAACCAAUCAGGUAAAUUUCCUUUUAUUUCCUAAACCAGGAACUCUGUGUAGAAUAAGAGUGUAGAUGUGAGAUAUUACCUUAUAAGUGUAUUUUUUCAAUCAAUGUCUGAGCAAGUUAAUCCUUCAUUGUUCCCAUUUCAGUCAAACAUUUGUAGACUACAUUAGAAUGACUCAUUGUGUCUUUGUGAGACAAUAAAAUAUGAAGAAAUCUUGUCAGAUUGCUUUUGCUUAAAAUGUUUUCUUUGUGUGUUAUUCUUGACUUGAAUUAUUUGCUUACUUACCCUCUGGUGUUUUUAUCCCUGUAGGAUAAAUACUUCCACAGCAUUAUGAGUAAAUAUAGAAAGUAUAAAGAUCUAUUGAGAGAUAUUCCUGUCUUUCCAGGUAAUGUUUUAUUUAUAUUCUAUUUCUGUUAUGUGAUAUUUUAUUCCUGUCAGUUUCAUAGAGAUGUAAUAAAAUAAUCAUAACUGGAUAAACAAUUAAAACGUUUACAAAAAAAAUCCGGAGUGUUUUCUAAACUGCAGCCCAGAAAACGGAUUGGCCAUACGGUAGUUUGGGGGAAUAAUAAUAAAUAAUAAAUGCCCAGGCCAAUUUAUGGUAAUAUUCAGCCCCAGCUACAGCCUCCUGAUUAAUUGGAAAGGAUAUACUGUAGCUUUCAUGAGCAGUCGAUGUUACAUUCCAGUCUAAUUUUUAACACAACAUUUCAGUAUAAUUUAUAACAGCCACUUCCAACUCAUGUUCUAUUUGAUCAGCGUAGAUGUUUGAAUGUUUUUUUUAAAUAGAUCAACCAUGAGUACCUGUGAAUGUGUCAUGUGUCCUUCAACUGUCAUUCAUUUUGGCACCUUGUAAUUCAGACAUUUUUACUAAUGGAAUCAUGCGCAAUCUGGUGCACCCCAAGAAAAGCUUGAUGGGCCUCUACACUAAGUGGACCAUGGAGAAGUACAACAAUGUGAUGAUCAAGAACGUUGUCAAACUGUGUCAGAUCCAGGCCCAUCAUGCUAUCCUGGAGGUAGGCUUUGGUCCAGGCCUGGGGCUCCAGGAGGCUUUGAAGUACCUGACGGACCCCAGAGGCAAGCUGUUCGGCCUGGACGUCUCAGAGUACAUGCACAAGGUGGCCCGGGAGCGUCUAGGUCCUCAGCUGGCCUCGGGGAAGGUCCACCUGCUCCAGGGCAGGGUGGAGUGUAUUCCCCUCCCGGACCACUGCGUUGACGGAGUCUUCCACUCCAACUGUCACCUCUACUGGCCGGACAUGGCCAUCGCCACCGCCGAACUGCUCCGUGUCAUGAAGCCAGGAACAAGGAUGUUGGCAACAUGUGACCUGGGCUUCCUGCGUCAUGGGGUGGAGCAGGGCUUCUUCAAAGGUGUGAUAGUGGAGCCUGAGCCUUACAUGCAGGCCCUGGGGGCCGUGGGCUUCCUGGGGGUCAGCAUGGAGGACCUGAUGGACGAGGGUAAAAGCUUCCAGGUCAUCUAUGCUACCGCUCCACCUCCCUCCACCACUGAGAACAGUUAGGAACACGCUCUGUAUGUACACUCCGGAUGUAUUUGAUGGAUAUAACAGCAUAUUGUGUCAUAAAAACGAAUGUUACAUCCAAAGAGAGCACGUCUGUUCAUACUCAAGGUUUUAUAUUGAGCACUUGUAUGUUACCGUGAUGAUUGGUUGUUAGAAAUAAAAUAUGUACCUGUCAUUCACUUUGCAUGGGAGGGUUAUACACAGUACAAGCCUUGAGUUUUUUUGGUGACCACAGAGUGCCUAAUGUUAAAUAGCAGGUUUACAGUAUAGACAUAUUGAGGAUUUUGUUAUCAGUGACAAAUACACAAAUGUUCAGCAAUCCAUUUUAUUAUAAUUUUCACUUAUUUG